Molecule: messenger RNA, 2575 nt
Organism: Culex pipiens pallens (northern house mosquito)
Lineage: Eukaryota; Metazoa; Arthropoda; Insecta; Diptera; Culicidae
Gene: ZnT49B
Product: zinc transporter 9
Exons: 8
Coding region: 235-2124 (629 amino acids)
Biological process (GO): transmembrane transport; zinc ion transport
Cellular component (GO): membrane
Molecular function (GO): monoatomic cation transmembrane transporter activity
Source: RefSeq, a predicted model, not a curated record
AAACGUCAAAAACAACUUUCCAAAUCCAAAAGAAAAACAAAAGUUUCGUUCGGUGGUCGGAGAUUGCGGAAAAAGUUGAUAAAUUACUGCAAAAAUCGAUUUGAAUUCUGGUCAAAUCAUGGCAUAUUAGCGUUGAGAGGCUUUCUCUUCAAAAUUGGUCAAACAAAACAAACAACAAAAACACUGCUCGUCGUCGUUUGUUGCGUGGUGUGAAAAUUAUCUAAUUUCGGGAGGAUGAUCGUCCGAGUGGUGGACGUGGCCAAGACGAUCGGAACCCGCCAGAACUUGUUUCCGUACCUGGCGCUGUGCCGGCUCGGCGGAAGCAAUCAGAUUGGAUUAAUUGCACUGCGGAAGCUGUCGGCGUUCAGCAACUCAAAGUUCUCGAACAAAGUGUUGGCAAACGACUUUCUGAGUCGGUCCAACGUCAACGCGAAAAAUGCUUUCAGUAUUUCUAAGCUCACGUUUAGUUCUAAGUCAAAUAGCACCGCACAAGAGGGCAAACCGGCUGGGGAUGGCAAGGAUAAGGCCGCCCAGGAGACCACCCUAGAGAUAGACACCAAAAGUGGGAAGCUACUGGUCAAGACGACCACCUCUGCCGACGCAAAGCUCCAGGAGGUGAUAAUCGAAAAGCCAAAGACGCUUGGCGACGACAGCGAUGGCCAGCUUAAAGUCCUUUCCCUGACCGACGACGAGAAGCUCCGGAAGGUGGAGGCCGAGCUGAAGGAGCAACUCGCCGAAAAGAACCGCCAGCUGGCCAAGAAGCGCAUCCGGGUGGACUUUUCACGGUCUUCUUUGGAGCGCAACUUUAUAACUCCGGUCCGCGCCAUGUCGGACUUUCUGCUGAAGCCGUCCGAUCUGGAGUCGCUGCCGAAGACGAAGCGAAGAUCGCCGUACGAGCAGGAACCGCCGAUUACGGUGUACUGGCGGAAGGACGUGGAAGCGCAGGCGAUCGCCGUGUGGGGCUCGCGGGAGAAUCUGCUGAAGGAGUGUCUGAAGCGGGAGAUUGAGAAGAAGCGGCACCAGCAGAAUAUCUUCACCGUAAAGCGAAGGCUGCGCGAUUAUCGGCGGGAGAUUGGCAGCAGGACGAACGUGGUCGAUUCCGAGCCGGGACUGUUUGGCAAGUCGGGGAAGGUGGUGCUUACGGCAAUUGCCAUCAACGCCACCAACUGCCUGUUCAAGUUCGGCGCCUGGCUGUACACGGGCUCGCACAGCAUGUUCGCCGAGACGAUCCACUCGCUGGCGGACACCAUCAACCAGCUGAUUCUGGCGUACGGGAUCCACAAGAGCACCCAGAUCGCCGACUCGGACCAUCCGUACGGGUACGCGAACAUGAAGUACGUCUCGUCGCUCAUUUCCGGCGUGGGAAUCUUCUGCGUGGGGACGGGACUGUCGUUCUACCACGGGAUCAUGGGCCUGGUGGAUCCGCACCCGAUCGAUGACUUUUACUGGGCGUUCUUCAUCCUGGGCGGUUCGCUGGUUUCGGAGGGUGCAACGCUGCUGGUGGCCAUCAACAGCUGCCGGGACGGCGCGAAGGCGCUCGGGAUGAGCUUCAAGGAUUAUGUUGUUCGCGGUCAGGAUCCGUGCGUGAAUGUGGUGCUCACGGAGGACGCCGCGGCGGUGCUAAGUGUGGCGCUGGCGGCGACUUGCAUGGGAGUGUCCACGUACACGGGAUCACCGAUUCCGGACGCGAUCGGAUCGCUGCUCGUGGGCUGCAUGCUCGGUGGAGUAGCUUCGUUCAUCAUCUACACGAACGUGGCUGCGCUGGUUGGGCGGUCCAUCCGGCAGGAGAAUCUCGACAGAAUAAACGCCGAACUGGAGAGCGAUAUCAUGAUCCGGGCAAUCCACGACGUCAAGGGGAUCGACAUGGGCAACUCGCUGGUGCGGUACAAGGCUGAAAUGGACUUUGACGGGCGGGAGCUUACCCGGGUCUACCUGGACAAGCAGGACCUCAGCGUGCUGCUGGAGGAGGUCAAAACGUUCCAGACGAUCGACGAACUGGAGGCGUACAUGCUGAAGCAUGGCGAGAACAUUGUCGACCUGAUGGGCGGUGAAAUCGAUCGAAUUGAGAUGAAAUUGAGGAAAAAGUUCCCCGAAAUCCGACACUGUGAUCUGGAGAUAUUGUAAGUCGACCUUGGGCGAUACGAAGUUGUGAAUGUUACGCAGAGCGAAUCUAAACCCCCCUUAACGUGUAAGAAGAAAAUAAAUCAGCUAUUCCAAAUUUCAAACAAACUUGCUACAAAUCUAUUUAACUAACUUAUCCAACGCAACACUGAACGCACUUGGUGAUACACGGACCUGAGAUGACGCUAAGCUAGUUUAAGUACUUAACAAAGAACCGAGUGAGCGUGGAAAGGUCUCUACUGGCUUUUCGCCCCGAUAAAAGUAACACAGUCUGAGCAGCAACCGAUCCAGUAGCGAACGCGCGAACUAUAACUUAUUGUUCAAAGUGUAGACCGAGUUCAACUCAAUGUUUAAAGUUCACUGCUUGCGCGCACCGUGCGCUACAGAAAUAGUGAGACAAUAUCUAUUACUAACGUGUAACUAUUUUCGGUGAAAUAAAGAGAUAUUAAUGUGA